Molecule: messenger RNA, 570 nt
Organism: Trametes versicolor FP-101664 SS1
Lineage: Eukaryota; Fungi; Basidiomycota; Agaricomycetes; Polyporales; Polyporaceae
Exons: 6
Coding region: 1-570 (189 amino acids)
Biological process (GO): transcription by RNA polymerase III
Cellular component (GO): RNA polymerase III complex
Source: RefSeq, a predicted model, not a curated record
AUGGGUCUGACUUUCGCAGACAUCCAGUCCUUGUCCAGAGAAGAGAGCGCGUUAUACCCUCCAUUAGAACCCUUACCUCUCUUGACCGAAUACAAUGAGGAAGAGAAGCGCAUAGCGGAACUGCAGAUCGGUUUCGCGACGCGCUUGCGCAACUCCGCCUACUAUAUCGUGGAGAACACAAAAACAACAGAACUUCCGCGUUACUCGGAUAAAUAUCGUCCUUCGCCGGCGUCUCAGCCAACAUUGAAGAGGAAGGAUCUGCAUCAGCCUUUCUUCCCUCAAGAGAUCUUUGAAGAGUACUUCAAUCCGAAGAAGCGGAAAAUCUCCCAGAAGAAGGUCGCGGGUAAACGCGUCAAUCUGGACGAGAUGGUUGAGGACGGAGAGGAACAAGAAAAGUCCGGCGAUGAACGCUCAGACGCAGGCUCCCAAGCUAUCGACGAAGACUACGACGUCGAUGAAGAAUACGACAACGACUACGCAGAGAACUACUUCGACAACGGAGAAGCAGACGAUGGCGAUGACCUCGGUGGAGGCGGCGAUGAAGGGGGUGGAGGAUAUGACUACGACUAG